Diuraphis noxia (Russian wheat aphid) is the source of this 351-nucleotide messenger RNA. RefSeq lists its product as uncharacterized. The record is from RefSeq and is a predicted model, not a curated record. NCBI's taxonomy places the organism in Eukaryota, Metazoa, Arthropoda, Insecta, Hemiptera, Aphididae.
AUGCUGUUUCGAAAUCUUAACCUUCCCAGAUUGUGCAACGGAACGCGGUUGCAAGAUACGGCUUCGUGUAAUAAUGUGAUCGAAGCUACAAUUCUUACGGGUCCAGCCGCCGRGGAGCUUGCUUUUAUUCCAAGAAUUCCUUUGAUUCCUUCAGACUUGACGAUCGAGUUCAAAAGAAUGCAAUUUCCAGUUAGAGUUUCUUUCGCAGCUACCAUCAAUAAAUCGCAAGAGCAGACAUUUACAUGUGUAAAAGUUGAUCUGCGUGAAAAUGGUUAUUCGCAUGGUCAACCAUACUCUCUCCWGAACCGGAAAUGUUGUGAUUCAAUUAAUUUUACUGCCGACGACGUAUAA